Molecule: messenger RNA, 1424 nt
Organism: Triticum urartu
Lineage: Eukaryota; Viridiplantae; Streptophyta; Magnoliopsida; Poales; Poaceae
Biological process (GO): protein folding
Cellular component (GO): plasmodesma
Molecular function (GO): protein-folding chaperone binding
Source: RefSeq, a predicted model, not a curated record
CGUCUCAUCUCCUCAACACAACAACACAGGCAACAAACGACCUACCACCCAUCUUUCCACGCGAUUGACGUCGACUUCACCGUCUCAUCAUCGAUCGAUGGCGCGCCGCGGCGGCUUCUUCGGCUACGACCCGUAUGAUUAUUACUACCCGACCUCCUACGGGUACGACGCCUAUCCGUAUUAUCGCCCCGCCGCAGCCGAUCCCUUUUUUCCGGACGUCGAGCCGCUCGUGACGGAGCAGCUGCGUCCCGCCCGCCGGAGGGCCCCGGCGCGGCACGACGGCGGCUUCUUCCGUGGCUUUGGCGCAGCGGAGCCGGCCGCACGGACCACGGCGCGUCCUAGGCCCGGCAGCGGGUCCCCGAAGAGCUGCCCGGACUGCUUUGAGGUCGAGGUCACGGGCCCCGACUCCGACUCGCCGCCGGCGAUUCCAGAGAAGCAGGCGCCGUCCGUGGAGGAGGCCGCGGUGAGGGUGCAGGCGGCGGCGCGCGGGCUGCUCGCUCGUCGCAUGGUGCGGGAGGUGCGUGCGGUGGAGCGGCAGGCCGAGGCCGUGGCCGCGCGGGUGGCGGCCGAGGCAGAGGCGCUCCGCGCGGACGCCCGUGCGCGGAUCGGCCUCGGGGAGGAGCUCAUGCGCCUGCUGCUGCGACUCGACGGCGUGCGCGGCGCCCGGGAGUACCGCAGAAGGGUCACCCGGCGCGUGCUCGCGCUACAGGACGCAGUCGACGCGCUCGAGGCCACGCCCGCGCCCGCGGCGCCCGGGAGUACCGCCGAUGCGCCGGAAGUUCAGGAUGCAGAAAAAGAAGCAGAGAGCGGGAUGGAGCCGGAGCUGCCGGUUGAGGACAAUACUGCGUCAGAUUUUCUGGCUGCCGAGACAACUGACACGGCGGUGAUGGAGGUUGACGCGGUGAGUCCCGUCGUCGUCGACGAGGCCGGGAAGACCGAGACCGAACUGGUGGCGGAAGGCGAGAAGGCCUCGGAGGCGGAGGGCGAGUGGGAGAUGGUGGCAACAGGGGACGGCGACGUCUCCACCGGCGAGGAGGACCCUGCACCACCCAAAGCGCAGCAAGAACAGGCACAAGAGGAAAAGAAGAUGGUGACCACCAACGGGCUGGACUCGAAAAAACUAAUGGAGAUGGUGGCGGCGCUGUGCGAGCGAAGUGCACAGCAGUGCGCGCUCAUCGGGGCCCUGGCCGAGCGCGUCGACACGCUAGAGCGCGCCGUCCGGCGGGUGCAGGAGGCCGACCGGCGCAGGCGAAGGAACAAGAAGAACAACAAAGACGGCAAAAAGAACACAAGUAGCUUCUACAGCGACUAGAUACGAUAAAUAGCUUCUACUAGCAUGAGGUUUCCAUUGGAUUUUUUUCAUUACCUUUUAGUAAUCUUGCAUUUGUUUCAAUUCCGUUGAUUGUAUGAACAAAAUUAAAUCA